Messenger RNA from Peniophora sp. CBMAI 1063, 684 nucleotides. The record is from the annotation of a GenBank genome assembly. NCBI's taxonomy places the organism in Eukaryota, Fungi, Basidiomycota, Agaricomycetes, Russulales, Peniophoraceae.
AUGGAUAUCCUGAACGCCAUCGCCCAAUGCAAGAGCGCCGGUAAUAACGUCACAUCCUGCUACCCCACGAACCAGACAGUCAUCGUCCAGAACUCGACCUCCCAGUGGCAAAGCACAGAUACCAUAUACUUCGUCUGGAACUCCCGUCUCCCCCUCUUCACCCAAACCAACACGCUCCAGGUCUCUCUCUACCGCGGCGACUUCAACGGCGACCAGCUGAUCCGCAGCUGGCCCAACACCGCGAACCCCACGCACGGCGAUGCGGGGCUCUUGACCGUUCUCGUAGACGACGUCUUGAGGUCGCUCAACGACUCGUGGACGCCCGGGACGAACAUCAGUACGCCGAUGUAUUUCACUAUCGCUCCUUCUGCGUCGGGAGGGGGUGGGGAUGUGGGGCGGCAGGCGACGUUUGAGCUUGUUCUCACCGGUCUCCCCUCAGACUCAAGCUCCAGCUCGUCCGACGGCGAUGCGUCGACCACACAUGCCGCCCCUGGCGCGAUUGCUGGCAUAGUUGUAGGCGGCAUAGCGGUCCUGGUUCUCGUCGUGGUCGUCACGUGGAUGCUCGUGCGGCGCUAUAGUGCGCUGGCUCGUGCGCGGGGGGAUGAGGUGGACCUGAAGGAGGAGGAGGAGACUGGGUCUGUCAUCUCUUGGGGGGAUGAGAAGGAGGUGCAGGGCACGCAGUAA